AACCUCAACGAGAACACUCAACUUCCUCGACAACAUCCACUGGCCAAACUGACGCCGAGAAUAGACGACCAAGGAAUUCUCCGGCUGGGUGGACGACUUAAAAACUCAUUGCUCGAUCCAGACGAAAUUCACCCAGUGAUAUUGCCACGGAAGUCUCGGCUAACAACGUUAAUCAUCAACGAAGCUCACCAGAAAACUCUACACGGAGGAGCGCAACUCACCAUGGCCUACAUCAGACAACGAUACUGGAUCGUUGGAGGCAGAAGAUCAGUACAAGCGUUUAUACUGCGCUGCUCUGUCUGCACCAGGUUCAGGGCAACACGAGCACAGCAGCUGAUGGGUCAGCUCCUAACGUCGAGAGCAACACCUUCACGACCGUUCCUGCACACUGGAAUCAAUUAUGCAGGUCCUCUUCGAAUUCUAAAGUGGAGGCCAACGAACGCUCAACCAUCAACUGUCCAUAUUGCUGUCUUUGUCUGUUUUAGCACAUCUGCCGUACACCUAGAGCUGGUCAACAGACAAACAACGGACGCGUUUAUUGCUGCCUACAAAAGAUUCACUGGAAGGCGAGGCAUUCCAGCGGUAAUGUACAGUGACAACGCCACAACGUUCGAGGGAGCAGCCAACGAACUCAACAAACUGUACAAUCAACAGUCUCCCGAGAACCAACAAAUUAGAGCAGCAUUGGCACACAACGGUACGCAGUGGAAAUUCAUCCCACCAAAAGCCCCUCACUUCGGAGGAAAGUGGGAAGCUGCGGUAAAAUCAACGAAAUACCAUCUACGACGAGUGCUGGGAACCACAACAUUAACUUAUGAAGAGUUAAAUACCGUCCUGGUGCAGAUCGAGGCCUGUCUCAACUCGAGGCCAAUUGUCCCAAUGACGGAUGACCCUGAUGACCUGCAGGUAUUAACACCAGGGCACUUCCUCAUCGGAGAGCCUCUCCAACUCAUCCCGAAGCCAUCUCAACUCGGCGCCAACACAACGAAAAUCACCAGAUGGAAUCUGGUAACGCAAAAAACUCAACAAUUCUGGUACAGACGGUCCAGAGAAUGUCUUCAACGUUAUCAUUCAACGUAUAAAUGGAAUCAACGUCAACGGAAUAUCAACGAAGGAGACAUGGUCUUGAUGAUCGACGAUGAUCAACCUCCAGCACAUUGGCCACUGGCGAGAGUAACUGCUGUAAGGCCAGGGGCUGAUAGACUCGUAAGAGUGGCUGAAUUAAUAACAGCACGUGCAGAAAUCCCAACGAAUCGGGACGGAGAGCCAGAGCCACAGAAUGCCCGAGUUCAACGUCUCACCUUCACCAGACCAAUAGCAAAACUCUGCUUGCUACCAACGGCUCCACCACCAGAACAUCAACCAGAAGACACCAACACAGAUCGACUAGAGGACAACCGGAAUAGAUAA
Fopius arisanus is the source of this 1410-nucleotide messenger RNA. RefSeq lists its product as uncharacterized. Gene Ontology annotation, biological process: DNA integration. The record is from RefSeq and is a predicted model, not a curated record. Gene Ontology annotation, molecular function: nucleic acid binding. The annotation marks the transcript as partial. The transcript has a single exon. Lineage: Eukaryota; Metazoa; Arthropoda; Insecta; Hymenoptera; Braconidae.